AAGUAAUUACAUAUUGUCUUGCUGUGUUCCUAAAUUUCAGUACAAUGAGUGAUUAUUAUUUUAACAAAUGGAAGGAAGUGCUGAUAGAACUAGAAAAACAUGUUAAACUUGACUUGGAUUAUCAGGAAACGAAAGUACAUGAUCAAAAAUGCUGCGAGGCGGUCCAGCGCUUGGGCUGUGUGCUGUCCAAAUACCUGUUACUCUACAACAGCAGCGUGGACUGCUUGCAGCAGAGCUUGCAGGUGCAGAAGACUGAGUACAUACAGAAUGUAGUCAAUGCAAUCACAGCUAGAAUAUUGGAACUUAAGCAUCAACUUCGAAAACUUGAAGGCUAUUAUUAUCAGUACUUUGGCAAUGGAUUAAUUCAACAUGGACUCACCUUUGAUGACGCGGACCCUAAAGAUAUCCCUAGUAAAAUUACAAGAUCUGAGCAAGUCCAGGCUGUGAUCGAUGAAGUUCUAUUGAGAGCUAAGAUGGAGAAAGAAGUAUGUUUAAAAGAAGUCGUUGAAGUAGAAAAAGUCUCGUCUGAAACGAACUCGUUUUUACGCUUCUGGGAAAGUGACAAUGAAAGUGACGAGGUUGAAAAAGAUACAUCUGAAAUCGUUCCCCAACUUUCUGAAGAAAGUCUCAAACGAAUGGAAAUGAUAAAACUAAUUCAAGCGCAUGAGCGCUCCCGUCAAUUUAUACGAUGGGACACAAGAAGGAAAUUUAAAAGAGAGAAAUGGGAAAAAGAUUUAAAUGGCACAGCAAAACCACAAGCAACAUUUGAAAUUAAGGAAAGAGCUGCAGCACUCAUUAAAAAAGUUUUCAGAAUGUAUUUCGAAAUAAAAAGACAUCGAGUUAGACAAUGUAAAAUUGAUGAGAUGAUUGAUAUUAAUAUCUGCACCAAACCAAAUUAUGAGGAGAAAUCAAAGUAUCUAACGGUUAAAGAUCAACGCAUUGAUAAACAAAAGCAAUACAAAGAAGAGAAUUUAUCUAAAAUAAAAACAAUGGAAACAAACUACUUGAAACAAACAGACAACAACACUGCCGAUGAAUAUAGAGACUUUAUCAGAGACUGGUUUAAAAAAUGGUAUGUAGACGUAAAGUUUUUCUAUGAUAUACCAAAAGAAGAAUUUGGUGGAUCUUCCUUGAUUAUCAAAGAAAUGGUACCUACCCCAUCCGAAUGGUUAGAAGAAUACGAAGCAUAUUUACAAGAAAAAAAAUCAAAUAAAAAUAAAACAAGUGCUCAGGUAUUUAAAAAAAGUUUGAAAAACAAGAAGCAAAAAAGGAAGAACUUAAACUAA
Molecule: messenger RNA, 1286 nt
Organism: Papilio xuthus (Asian swallowtail)
Lineage: Eukaryota; Metazoa; Arthropoda; Insecta; Lepidoptera; Papilionidae
Product: IQ and AAA domain-containing protein 1-like
Exons: 9
Coding region: 45-1286 (413 amino acids)
Source: RefSeq, a predicted model, not a curated record